UAACAAAGUACAACACUUUUCACCAUCCACCAUGAAUUGCAACUGUCAACUUUUAUGUAUUGUCAUUUUAGGCGCCUGUAUAUCAAUAGUUAAUGGAGCUACAGUAUCAACAGCUGCUGUCUCUGUUACUAGUGGCAAUGAUACAUCUAUCGUACCAAUAGAAACGACAUCAAACCCUGUUACCAUGACAACAGGAGCAGGGACAACAUUAAAUGCUCAGACAACACAACCACCAAAAACCGGGGAUACUACACAGCCAUCAAAGCCCACGGAAACUACACAACCUUCCACAAAACCCGCUGCCUCUACAGGAACAACACCAAAGAAACCAACCACAACCAUAAAACCAGGACGGAAAUUUGACGGUCCAUCUUUUGGUGGCGGUUUUGGUUUAGCUGCUGGCUUAGUAAUAAUAUUUGGAAUUGGAUACUGCUGUUAUACAAGACGAAAAACAAGUGGUGGAUAUAGCCAGUAUUAAUAAUUUAGUGAAUGCAAUAAGAAUGCAAUGUUUAUUCAACCAUAUUUUCUGGUUAAUAUGUGAACAUUUAAUGUUUUGGAGUUUUGCCAUCCAAAUUGAGCAUCUAUAGAACACGGCAGUUAAAAAAGGAUCUCAUUUCGUCCAUUGUUAUUCUUGUUUUGCCAUAUAUACUUGGCACCAUGAAUUCGGUAUCAAUGGUGCAUUUUUAUUAAUUAAAUGUUUUACGUUAUUGA
Molecule: messenger RNA, 711 nt
Organism: Mytilus californianus (California mussel)
Lineage: Eukaryota; Metazoa; Mollusca; Bivalvia; Mytilida; Mytilidae
Product: peritrophin-55-like
Exons: 2
Coding region: 32-478 (148 amino acids)
Source: RefSeq, a predicted model, not a curated record